GUACAGAACCUCGCAUACAUACGCUACUGUCUCCUACACCAACCCAGCAAGGAAGUCUGCGUCAAAAUGGUCAAGAUUCUCAAGCCAGGAAAGGUUGCAUUGGUCACCCGUGGACGUUUCGCCGGUAAGAAGGUUGUUGUUCUUCAAAACGUCGACCACGGCUCUAAGACUCACCCCUUCGGCCAUGCCAUCGUUGCUGGUGUCGAGCGCUACCCUUUGAAGGUCACUCGCUCUAUGGGUGCUAAGCGUGUCGCCAAGCGUUCCAAGGUCAAGCCUUUCAUCAAGGUCGUCAACUACAACCACUUGAUGCCUACUCGUUACGCUCUCGAGCUUGAGAACUUGAAGGGUCUUGUCUCUGCUGAGACCUUCAAGGAGCCCUCUCAACGCGAGGAUGCCAAAAAGACCAUUAAGAAGACCUUCGAGGAGAAGUACCAAUCCGGCAAGUCUGCCUGGUUCUUCACUCCCUUGCGCUUCUAAGCAUUCCCAAGCGCGGGUUAGGGAAGCCUUAGUUUUUCUGUAGUCCAUGCAUGCCUAUGCGGUUGGAACACGAGAAGGUCGCUGG
This is a messenger RNA of Schizosaccharomyces japonicus yFS275, 562 nucleotides long. Its product is annotated as 60S ribosomal protein L27. Gene Ontology annotation, molecular function: structural constituent of ribosome. The record is from RefSeq and is a predicted model, not a curated record. Gene Ontology annotation, cellular component: ribosome; ribonucleoprotein complex. NCBI's taxonomy places the organism in Eukaryota, Fungi, Ascomycota, Schizosaccharomycetes, Schizosaccharomycetales, Schizosaccharomycetaceae. The coding region runs from base 67 to 477 and encodes 136 amino acids. The transcript has a single exon. Gene Ontology annotation, biological process: translation.